This is a messenger RNA of Trachymyrmex septentrionalis, 1065 nucleotides long. It is a transcript of the gene Tbca, whose product is annotated as tubulin-specific chaperone A. Gene Ontology annotation, molecular function: beta-tubulin binding. Gene Ontology annotation, biological process: tubulin complex assembly; post-chaperonin tubulin folding pathway. Lineage: Eukaryota; Metazoa; Arthropoda; Insecta; Hymenoptera; Formicidae. The transcript is spliced from 3 exons. Gene Ontology annotation, cellular component: cytosol; microtubule cytoskeleton. Bases 655 to 1011 code for a protein of 118 amino acids. The record is from RefSeq and is a predicted model, not a curated record.
GUUGAUUACCGUAAACGUCUGAUAUGUUCUCAUUGGACGAAGCGCAAUAAUGCCGCGACCUGAUAAUAACGCGAAAGGUAAAGCUCGCUCGAGUCUUACUAGAUCCUUGGAUAACGAUAAUCGCGUCAUAUCCCGGCGCUCGUUGCGCGAUAAAGCGAAGGCUCUUUUGCGUUUCUCGUUUUAUAGAUCGCGAUAAAACUAGCACUAAGCACGAGCUUCCUGCAACGCAACAUUUUCAGUACUGGCAGUAAAUUUGGAAUAGUCUCAAUAUCACUUAUUGUGUGGAAAUGGAAAGCAACUGUAAUAAUGAGAAACCGCCUGCGAGACUGACUGAAAACUGAAACAAACCGCGGCAAAAUAUCAAUGUCGGACGAUGAUAUCGACAUCGAGAUCUCGACGAAUGUCACGUGACGUCAGGCAAUCGAAUGGUACAAAGUGAAGUGAGCGCGUAAUUGCGACUCUGUGAAUCGUACAUAACCUCAUCGUGUCACGGUGUCGACCACAACUCUGUUUCUAUCGACUUGCCUAAUAAGGCAAAAAAAAAAAAGAAAAAGCGAAGGGAUUGUCGAUUCCUCAACGGACAUCCACCGUUCCAGCUUCUCCCAUCCUUGACGUCCCGAAAAGGUCAAGCGUCUGUUCGCGAACAUACAAAUAAUGUCUGACCCGCGUAUAAGAACGCUCAAGAUUAAGACAGGAGUAGUGAAGCGUCUUGCGAAAGAAAAGGUCACAUACGAAAAGGAGGCGGCGCAGCAGCGCGAGAGGAUACAAAAGUUGAAAGAGCAGGAUAAAGAUGGCUACGACAUAAAGAAGCAAGAGGAGGUGCUUCAAGAAUCCCUUAUGAUGGUACCAGAUUGUCAGAGGCGUCUCGUUAAAGCAUUUGAAGAACUCAAGAAGAUCCUAGAAACUGAGCAAGAUUUAAAGGAAGUUGAAGAUUACAUUGAGGCUGAAAAAAUAUUACAGGAAGCAGAAGAACAGUUGCCGAAAGAAGGGGAUAUUUUGCAGAUGUGUUAAAAAAAAGUGCUCUUUAAUGACUUUCGCUAAAUUAUUUUCAAAUAUUUUCCAACA